CUGCUUCGUGCACGUGUUAUGUUGCCUUACAAAUGUCCGCUACAAACACUGCUGUUUUACAAAUAUGUAGAAUAUCAUGAAUAUGUAGUAUUUGUGCCUGGCGAGUCCCCCAGACAGAGAAAUGUCACUGUUGAAACCUAGACUUUCACCUGUUUUAACCCAAGAUGUUAUAGACACAUUGAGAAAACAAGGUGUGAGAACUGUGCUUGACUUCUUGGAACACAAUGCAGAAGAAAUGGUGAAAAAAGCUGGCAUGUCCUACAAGGAUGUACUUGCUAUAAGACAUGUACUUCUUGCUCAGUAUUCGGCUGUCCCAGUCAAUGGAGCAGAUAUGUAUGAAGAUGCCUUAAACUCAAUGGCAAUUCUCCCAACAGGGGUAAAGAGUUUGGAUACCAUGUUGGAUGGAGGUUUAUAUACCUCUGAGGUCACAGAAUUAGUGGGACCAGCUGGAGUUGGGAAGUCCCAGCUCUGUAUGUACACGAGUUUGAACAUUUCUCGCAAUCUAAAACAGAAUAUAAUGUACAUUGAUUCUACUGGAGAUUUCUGUAUUCAAAGGCUUCAAGACAUUCUCUAUUCUGAUCAGGUGGAAGAUGAGGAGAUAAUCGAUGUACUUUCAAGGAUAAAGUGUUCUAGAGCAUUUGAUAUAUUUGAAGUAUUGGCACAACUCUGUGAGGUCACAAAUCACUUGACAGCACAGACAAAUGCAUUCUAUCAGCAUUUGAAGUUGGUGAUAGUGGAUAGCUUGCCAGCUGUGGUUUUGCCAGUCCUUGGUGGAGCUCAGACAGAUGGGCACGGAUAUUUAAUGCAUUUAGCAAGAAUGAUGAAGACAUUGGCUGUAGACUUUAACUUGGCUUUAAUGACAACAAACAAUGUAGUGCAGGGAGAAGCUGGGGAGACCAAACCAGCCCUGGGACGUGCAUGGAGUCACAUACCUAACACCAGGGUGGAGAUAAAGAAACAAGACAUUACACCUGAUGGUGAAAACAGGAGAACAGCUGUACUUACCAAAUGCUCAAGACAGCCCACUGGCCUGACAGCAGAGUUCACAAUCACUCCAUCUGGCAUAGAAACAUAUCACAGCUGACAGCAUGUUACAGAGUAUCAGUAUUUCCCAAGGACAAUUUAGGAGAUAGCACAUAUACUAAAGGUUCAACUUGAAAAGCACAUUUUACCUUUUUUUAAUACCAAUGAUUUUUUGAAAAUUGUGCAUGAAAAUUUGCUUCGAAAAAUGUGCACAGAAUACAACAAUGUUAAGUUAGUAAAUAUUAAUAAAUAUGUGAUUAAUGAGUUACGGACAUUAAAUGUUUUCAAACAUUGAUAUACAUAAUGUACUUGAAUUAUUUUAAAAUGUCAAUAUUAUGGCUGAUAAAGUCUUUGUAACAUUUCUAGAACCUGAGAUUGAUGUGAAUGGAAUUCCAUUUGAUGGAUGUCGGAAAAAGUUAUUUUUGCUAGGCACUGAUAUGCAACUGUCAAUAAAAAUAUCUCACUAUUAUGUACAUAUGUACAGUAUAUAUAUAAUAAAUCUGUAAAAUAUGUUUAAUGUUU
Messenger RNA from Lingula anatina, 1545 nucleotides. RefSeq names its product DNA repair protein RAD51 homolog 4. The record is from RefSeq and is a predicted model, not a curated record. Gene Ontology annotation, molecular function: ATP binding; ATP-dependent DNA damage sensor activity; single-stranded DNA binding. Gene Ontology annotation, cellular component: replication fork; microtubule organizing center; Rad51B-Rad51C-Rad51D-XRCC2 complex. Gene Ontology annotation, biological process: telomere maintenance; reciprocal meiotic recombination; DNA strand invasion. Lineage: Eukaryota; Metazoa; Brachiopoda; Lingulata; Lingulida; Lingulidae.